Molecule: messenger RNA, 686 nt
Organism: Gopherus flavomarginatus (Mexican gopher tortoise)
Lineage: Eukaryota; Metazoa; Chordata; Testudines; Testudinidae
Gene: VAMP2
Product: vesicle associated membrane protein 2
Exons: 5
Coding region: 107-454 (115 amino acids)
Biological process (GO): vesicle fusion; SNARE complex assembly; vesicle-mediated transport
Cellular component (GO): SNARE complex; plasma membrane
Molecular function (GO): syntaxin-1 binding; SNAP receptor activity
Source: RefSeq, a predicted model, not a curated record
UGCGCCAGCCCGGCCGCCAUCUUCCCCGCUCGGCUCAGGGACUCGCGCCACUCGCCGAGCGCCCGCCCCGCCGCAGACCCCGGCCCGCGCCGCCGCCGCCCCCGACAUGUCGGCCCCCGCUGCCGCGCCCCCCGCCGCCGGAGGAGAAGGGGGUGGCCCCCCACCACCACCCCCCAACCUCACCAGCAACCGGAGACUGCAGCAGACCCAAGCCCAGGUGGACGAGGUGGUUGACAUCAUGCGGGUGAACGUGGACAAGGUGCUGGAGCGGGACCAGAAGCUGUCGGAGCUGGACGACCGAGCCGACGCCCUGCAGGCGGGCGCCUCCCAGUUCGAGACCAGCGCCGCCAAGCUAAAACGCAAAUACUGGUGGAAGAACCUCAAGAUGAUGAUUAUCCUGGGGGUGAUAUGCGCCAUCAUCCUGAUCAUUAUCAUUGUUUACUUCAGCACUUAAUGGACCCUCGGAAGCCAAAGCCCCCCCCUCCCUCCCCCCAAAGGAGCUGCAGCUGGGAGAGGCACGAGGGGCUGCGACCCCCCCGCCUCCCAUGAUCUCAGCCAUAUCUUCCAGCCUCCCCCCCUUCCCCUUUCUCCCCCGGGCCCCCCCGUGGCGUGUGUGCGUGUCUUGCGGUGCGUGUGGCCGUCCUGUAUAUAGGCUGACUUAUUUAUACAUAUAUAUAUAUUCUAUA